Molecule: messenger RNA, 375 nt
Organism: Alternaria arborescens
Lineage: Eukaryota; Fungi; Ascomycota; Dothideomycetes; Pleosporales; Pleosporaceae
Exons: 2
Coding region: 1-375 (124 amino acids)
Source: RefSeq, a predicted model, not a curated record
AUGUUCUUUUUCUUCACUUGCGGAACACACACAUUCACAUCUCCCCUCAAAGGCGCCGAGCACAUAACACUACGUUGUCAAAACUGCAACAACCCCACGGGCAGGGUGAUGAAGCGCUGGGAAUGGUUUACCUUUUGCUUCAUCCCCGUCAUACCGUUUAGUCUGAAGCCGUACAAGGAAGUUGGGUGUCAUAUCUGCAAAUUCUGGCAGGACAUCGCGUAUCGACUGGAGCCUGAACUGCAGCAGUUUGGAGGAGGGACCAAAGCGCAGGGUGGUGGUGCGGUCAUGAUGAACAAUUACGGUGGACCAGGUGGUGGACCUGGUGGUGCUCCGGGAUAUGGACCCCCGCCGCAAGGAGUGCCGCAGUAUAAGUAG